UGUCGUAAUAUCCGGUCUAACUGACGUAUUUCCGAUUUUGUUCCCCUUGACAAAGAAAAACAAUGGCGUCCCGUAGUGAGGACAAAGCCGCUGCUACUGAAGAGGAACCGACUGAGACGUUGCCUUCCCAGAAGAGAGAGGAGAGACUCCGUAAAUUCAGAGAGUUACAUUUUAAACGGAAUGAAGCACGUAAACUGAAUCAUCAGGAGGUAGUGGAGGAGGACAAGAGACUGAAACUUCCUGCCAACUGGGAAGCUAAAAAGUCCAGACUGGAAUGGGAGCUUGCCAAAGAUGAAAAGAAAAAGGAAUGUGCUGCUCGUGGUGAGGACUACAACAUGGUGAAGCUGCUGGAAAUCACUGCUGAUGAGGCAGAGCGAUGGGAGAGGAAGAAAAAGAAGAAAAACCCAGACACAGGAUUUGCAGGUUAUGCAGAGGCCCAAUUCCGACAGUACCAGAGACUCACCAAGCAAAUCAGACCAGACUUGCAAGGCUAUGAGAAGCAAAGGGAAGAAAGCGGUGAGGACUUCUACCCUACGUCCAACAGUCUGAGCUACGGCACCCAUGUUCCCACAAAGGACGGCAUUGAGCGCAUGGUGGAGGAUGUUGAGAAACAGAUUGAGAAGCGUGCCAAGUACAGCAGGCGCAGGGCUUAUAACGACGAUGCAGACAUCGACUACAUCAACGAAAGGAACGCCAAGUUCAACAAGAAAGCGGAGCGCUUCUACGGCAAAUACACAGCAGAGAUCAAACAGAACUUGGAGAGAGGAACGGCUGUCUAGUCAGUCCAUCAUCUUAGUGAUUUACUUUGUGGAUCCUUUUACGCUGAGCUGGAUUGUAAUAAGCAUUGUAUUACAGUUUUUCAAAUAUGUUGGAUGUGAUCUGACACGCAUAUAAGAUUAUUUCAUGUCUGAUGUUUCAUUGUACAGUAUAAGAACCUACAAAAGCUAUAAUUACCCCCCUUCCCUCCCCUUUUUAAAUAAACCACUUCUAAUUAUCCAGUAA
Messenger RNA from Girardinichthys multiradiatus, 1002 nucleotides. RefSeq names its product SYF2 pre-mRNA-splicing factor (gene syf2). Gene Ontology annotation, cellular component: Prp19 complex; catalytic step 2 spliceosome; post-mRNA release spliceosomal complex. NCBI's taxonomy places the organism in Eukaryota, Metazoa, Chordata, Actinopteri, Cyprinodontiformes, Goodeidae. The coding region runs from base 63 to 779 and encodes 238 amino acids. The record is from RefSeq and is a predicted model, not a curated record. The transcript has 7 exons.